Messenger RNA from Megalobrama amblycephala (Wuchang bream), 1138 nucleotides. RefSeq names its product serine/threonine-protein kinase pim-1-like. Lineage: Eukaryota; Metazoa; Chordata; Actinopteri; Cypriniformes; Xenocyprididae. The transcript is spliced from 4 exons. The record is from RefSeq and is a predicted model, not a curated record. The coding region runs from base 1 to 918 and encodes 305 amino acids. Gene Ontology annotation, cellular component: cytoplasm. Gene Ontology annotation, biological process: negative regulation of apoptotic process; regulation of mitotic cell cycle; protein autophosphorylation. Gene Ontology annotation, molecular function: ATP binding; protein serine/threonine kinase activity.
AUGAAGAGUCGCUUCUUUUCAUUCUUCAGAAACGCUCUGGAUGUGAAACGUCGAGGCAAUAAAGAAGCCGAUCUACAGCCUCCGUUGGACACAGAUUCAGCGGAUCCACAGCCGGGUCCAUCUCUUAAUGAUCCAAUGGAUUUUCUGGAUCUGACUGAUCUUCUUCCGUCAUUUCCAGAAUCUCCAGGUGCUGCUUCAAAGGAAAGAGAAGAUCCAUCCUGGUUAAGAGCCGUCUCUUGCCCGGGACCAUCUCCCCAAGCUUACAACAGGCCGGUUUGCAGUGGCUCUAAACCUAAACCUCUAAACCGUCUGUUGAAUCGGCCUCCGUUGAGCCCCUUUAUUGUGCACAUGCUGGAAUGGUUCGAGGAGGAAGAUCAGUACAUCCUCAUCCUCAUCCUGGAAUAUUCUGAGUCCUGCCGAGACCUGUACGGAUUCAUCCUCCAGGAAAAGCUGAGUGAAUCACAGGCACGUAGCUUGAUGUACCAAGCGGUGCUCGCAGCCAAGCACUGUCUUGACGGAGGCGUCUUCCACCGUGACAUCAAGCUAGACAACUACGUGAUCAACACGGCGACGAACCGGGUCCAACUGAUAGACUUUGGCUGCGGUGAAGUCGCCGAAAGUGGCAUUAAGGGGCAAUUCAUUGGAUUCGCCUGCCCUCCUGAAUAUUUUGCGGAUUUUGAAUAUGAGGCCGAGCCAACCACCGUCUGGUCUCUGGGGAUUAUGAUGCACAGAACGGUGUGCAGCUGUAACCCCCUGAGAAAGGAAGAUGGCCGCCUGAGUUUUGACUCCAGAGUCUCCGCAGAAUUUCAGGAGUUGAUCACAUGGUGCCUGGCUCUUAAUCCAUCUGAGAGAGCGACCAUGGAGGACAUCCUGCAGCACGAAUGGUUUCGGCAGGAACGAAUGUCCGGAGCCAUUUAGGAGUCAGGUAGUAUGACAUCAGAGGUAAGGCAGAUGAUGACAGAAAUUGUCCAAGCAGUGAUGUCAUGUGUUUCAACUUUUCCUCACAUUUAUCCAUUCAGCAGAUUCUCCAUGUCAGCCGGAGUGAGGAAAGAGCAGAGAGUCAGGGUCCUUCAGCUUAGUUUAAGGGCCCUGACACACCAAGGAGACGCUCGGCCAAAGUUGGGUCGCCGUUGAGCGU